GUGGCUCUGAGGGCCGGAUACAUUACUAUGAGGACGACGACUCGCUGUUGUGGGGCCUGUCGCACGGCGCUUACGCUGGCAUCAUUUGCUCCUUCGUCUUCAUCAUAUGCGUCGCUAUCCUCAUUGGUCUACAUAUGCGGAAAAGACACCUGAGAGCCCGUGCAAAAGUGGAGGAGCCGCAGAAGAUGCAGGAGAUGUCAGAGAAACUGAUGCCAGCAGCAGAUGCCUGAUGUGUUAGUUUGUCGGACGGAUUUUGUGGGGUUUGUGUUGGUGUGU
This is a messenger RNA of Aplysia californica (California sea hare), 276 nucleotides long. RefSeq lists its product as uncharacterized. NCBI's taxonomy places the organism in Eukaryota, Metazoa, Mollusca, Gastropoda, Aplysiida, Aplysiidae. The record is from RefSeq and is a predicted model, not a curated record.